UCCGUGUCUCGUUGUAUCGGCAUCAGUCGUCCUGAAAGCCUCUAAGAUGUUCAAGUUUGUGUUGUGCGCCCUGUUCGCCGCCGCGGUCGCCGAGCCGCAAUUCCUCUAUACUCCGUACUCGGAGUCAUACAUCGCCCCGGCGACCACCACCGUCACCAAGCACGCCAGCAGCGUCGUCACCUCCCCCUACUACUCCUCUUUAGCCUACGAGGUCCCGCACUUCAUCAAGAAACGUGAAGCUCAAUUCAUCCCGAGCGCUGUGGUGCCUACAACCUACUUAAACAACUGGGCGACUCCUUACAACUACUGGAACUCCAAUGCUUACCUUCCUUACGCGUCAGCGCUGAACACUCACUUGAUCAAGAAGAGGUCCGCCGGUCUCAUCUCGCACGCCAGUUACAUCACUCCUUACAGCUCCUACAUCGCCCCCGGUGCCUUGACCUACUCCUCCGGUUUGUACCAAGGUAACCCUCUGUACUCCUCCUACAUCGCUCCCGCUCAUUUCAUCAAGAAGAGGUCAGCUCAGUGGGCCACUCCCUACCUCGCAGCUCCGAUUGCAUCCACCUACGUGGCGUCGUCCCCUCUCGCAACCUCGUACUCCACGGCCGUUCUCCCCGGUACCUCUUACUGGUCCGGUUACGGUGCUUUCCCCUACAUCAAGAAGUAAGAAGCUUUAACAGUUUAACGACUCAAACGACCACGACCUAACGUUUGUACAGACAUGACAUUUUUUUUGUAAAU
Molecule: messenger RNA, 741 nt
Organism: Papilio machaon (common yellow swallowtail)
Lineage: Eukaryota; Metazoa; Arthropoda; Insecta; Lepidoptera; Papilionidae
Exons: 1
Coding region: 47-667 (206 amino acids)
Source: RefSeq, a predicted model, not a curated record